ACUUCCUCAUUCAGUGUGAAUUUCAUUUCCUUGUGUAAGUGCACAGGACCUCUUUAUUCAGAGAUCAGAGCUGUUGGUCAUGUGGGAGGGAUGAGGCGUAUGACUGAUGGGCAGUGGAGGCGAGGUGCUACUUCGGACCAUCUAUGGGAGAAACAGGAUGCGUGCUGACACAUCCAAACUAUUAUAAAUAUCCGCCAAUUUGCAGCAUAUCCCUACCUUUCUUGAGGAAGAACAGCAAGCUUCUUCAGAGCUUCUACAAUAACUUAUAUACUGCCCACAGAGGGAGACAGAGAAAUACCAAUUUGAACCAGCUGGUAACUCCUUGCAUUGGCAUCACACUGUUCCAGUUCUCUCAGUACUCACUCACUGACAAUGUGUGUAGGAAAGUGCACUCGAAUCCUGGGCCCAUGCCUGCUUGUCUUGGGAAUGCUCUCCAUUGCUGUCAACAUCUUCCUCCUUUUCCCCAACUGGUCAUGGAAGUAUCUACAGGAGGGCCACAUCACCAAGCAGGCCAUGCAAGCACCAGGCAUCUGGGGAGGAGGCAUGAUUGUUCUUCUGGCUGCAACUCACAUCACAGCUGUUGGAUGGCGAUGCGGCUGUUUCUCUGACUGCGGAACUUGGAGAAAUCUGUUCCUUUCCAUCAUCUUAUCAGGACUGGCAUUGCUGGGAUCUGCCGCCUGCUUUAUCAUGGCUGGACUAGGCUUGACAAAUGGACCCCUCUGCCUGUCCAAUGGUUCAACCCACAACCAGGAUGGAAUUCAGCACUGGAAUUAUCCUUUCUCAGACACAAGCAGCCAAGACUUCACCUCCAGGGCUGACAACUAUCUGUUUAACCAAUCGCUCUGGACCUCUGUCUGCAUUGAGCCCCCUCGUAUCGUACCCUGGAACAUCAGCUUAUUCUCCCUUCUGAUGAUCAUCAGUGCAGUUGAGAUGGUCCUGGCUUCCCUUCAGAUUAUCAAUGGUUUCUUUGGGUGUCUCUGUGGAUUUUGUGAAGGGAAAUAGGUUCAGUGCACUCCAGACUUGUGUUUGACUGGAAUGGACCGUGAAGAGUAGAGGAACAGUUUCCCUGAACCUCCAGUUGUCCACACCUGUAAGACAUUUACGCUUAUCAUGGUCUCCUGGAGAGACCCAUUAGGUGACCACUCCAGGUUAAUCUAUUGGAUGGGAGUUUUCAAUGCUCUCAGAAUUGCUGCUACCAAGUCAACUCCCUGCACUGGCUGGAGCUGGAGUGCUGGCUUGGUGCUUUGUGUUAUACAGACUGCAAUAGUUUCUGUAGGAACACGGUGUCCUGACUCACUGGGGCCGUUGUAAGGACUCCAUCUGGCUCCUACAGGCAGAGACCAAGUGGGGGGUGGAAAAAAUCCAUUAAGCCUGUUUCACUAGUCUGGAAAGGGGGUGACAUGUGUUGUUGCUGGCAGAGGAGGAAUGCACAAGCCCUUCCUCCAGGGGAGAUGAAGGUGCAAGCCUAGAAAGAAGCCAAGCACCAAAUGCUACGUGGGCCAGGGGUCCCACUGGAGAACAAAUGAAACUGGAGUCACCUGACUUGGAUUUUAACACCCUACCAGGAUGUUUAAUCUGCCUGGGGUAAACUCCUGUAGAGGCUAGCAGUCAACUGACCUUGGAAACCAGCCUGUCAGAGGACUAGUGAUUAACAGAGAGUGGGAGAAACUCUGGAUGGAACAUGUGAGCCAUAAGCUGACACUUUUGUGCUAGGGACGGUGGCUCUUGCUCAUCACAAGGAAGGGCACGAGCCCUAUUUUUUUCUUUUUGCGCAACUGGGGUGAUGUCUGACUAGAUAGUGAACUAAUAUUUAUAGUGGCUUUAAUCCAAGAGAAUCUUUUAUUUUUUCACACUGCCUCUUAUUUAUUUUCUCCAAAAAACCUGUUUUCUCUAAUAAAUCUACGGGUAAACUGA
Messenger RNA from Alligator mississippiensis (American alligator), 1914 nucleotides. It is a transcript of the gene TM4SF19, whose product is annotated as transmembrane 4 L six family member 19. Lineage: Eukaryota; Metazoa; Chordata; Crocodylia; Alligatoridae. Gene Ontology annotation, cellular component: membrane. The record is from RefSeq and is a predicted model, not a curated record. Bases 373 to 1002 code for a protein of 209 amino acids. The transcript has 6 exons.